Messenger RNA from Labrus mixtus (cuckoo wrasse), 2930 nucleotides. It is a transcript of the gene nr2c1, whose product is annotated as nuclear receptor subfamily 2, group C, member 1. Bases 379 to 2214 code for a protein of 611 amino acids. The record is from RefSeq and is a predicted model, not a curated record. Gene Ontology annotation, biological process: negative regulation of transcription by RNA polymerase II; cell differentiation; anatomical structure development. Gene Ontology annotation, molecular function: nuclear receptor activity; zinc ion binding; RNA polymerase II cis-regulatory region sequence-specific DNA binding. NCBI's taxonomy places the organism in Eukaryota, Metazoa, Chordata, Actinopteri, Labriformes, Labridae. The transcript has 14 exons.
CGCAUGUGCACAAGUCUUGUACUAUGGAAAAAAAAAGGUCACGAACUCUGACCCUCCCACUUACUGCACCAAACAGUUAUAUUUAUUAAUUGAAGGAUAUACAUCAUCCCAAACAUACGUCUCAUUGACAGGUAAGAAACAUCUACUAUCGAGCAACCCAUGAGCUGCAAAUGAAAGGCAGACACAAGGUGGCCAGUAACACAGGAAGAGAGGGAGUGUUCGGCGGCUCUACAGCAGGGAAGCAGCCAUUAGCCUCCAGUUAGCAAACAGCUAAUCUAGCCGGUUAGCACAGUCGUCGGCAGCGCAGAACAUCGAAAUCAAUUAAGUGGGUGUGCAUGUCUUAUGGGGCACUGAUGUGAAGAGGUGUGCAGCAUCAGAAUGGAUGGACAAACUCAAAGGAUUCAACUUGUGUCAGCAGACAACAGCAUGGCGCUAGGACACAGAAUUCAGAUUGUAACCGAUCAGCAGACUGGCCAGAAGAUCCAGAUUGUCACAUCACUUGAGCCCCCUUCGCCUGGAAAGCAGCAGUUCAUCCUCACAAACGCUGACUACUCCUCCGGUGGAAAAGUGAUCCUGGCCAAGCAGGAAGGCUCUCCCAACAAGGUCAUCCUCACUACUCCAGACGGCUCUGGAGUUAACCAGCUGUUGUUUGCUUCGCCUGAACUCGCUGGGCAGCAGAUUCAGUUCGUGACUGAAGGGUCGGACCAGUCUAUGGUGAAGCAGGUUGUGGAGUACUGCGUUGUCUGUGGUGAUAAGGCCUCAGGACGUCAUUACGGGGCCGUCAGCUGUGAGGGCUGUAAGGGCUUCUUCAAACGAAGCAUUAGGAAGAACCUAGUGUACACUUGCAGGGGCUCCGGGGAGUGUGCCAUCAACAAGCUCCACCGAAACCGCUGCCAAUACUGUCGACUGCAGCGCUGCAUUGCUCUGGGCAUGAAACAGGAUUCUGUACAGUGUGAGAGGAAGCCCGUUGAAGUGACCACCAGAGAGAAAUCUGUCAACUGUGCAGCCUCCACUGAAAAGAUCUACAUCCGCAAGAACCUGUGUAGUCCUCUGGCUGCCACGCCCACUUUUGUGUCGGACAAGGAAACAGCUAGGUCUACCAGUUUGCUCGAGUCAAGCAUGUUGCUCAACAUCCAGCAACCCUUCACCAAGCUGGAAAACACCAUCUUAAUACCAGCAUCUCCUGACAAGCAGGAUGACCCAUCUCAAGGCGAUCUUAGCACGCUGGCCAAUGUGGUGACGUCCCUCGGCCACCUCAAGCAGGCCAGGGAGGCAAGUGACAGUGGCAACGACAUGAUGGGAGUUGAAACUCUGAGCAACGGGGACGGCUCGAUAGCAGACAUCCAAGGAGACGAGCAAACUGCAAGUGAUAUCACUCGAGCUUUUGACAACCUGGCCAAAGUCCUUCAUCCAGGUGAGGGCUCAGCAGUAGAUUCCUUGGAGGCCACAAUGCAGCUGAUGUCAGGAGACCAGUCAGGUCCUGUGGUGGAGCUAGAGGGGCCUCUGCUCUCUGACAGCCAUAUCCCUUUCAAGCUAAUGAUGCCUUUGCCUGUGCCAGAGUACCUCAAUGUCAACUAUAUCUGUGAGUCAGCUUCCCGGCUCCUUUUUCUCUCUAUGCACUGGGCUCGCUCCAUCCCUGCCUUUCAAACCCUAAGUGGUCAGGACAAUGACAUUAACUUGAUGAAAGCCUGCUGGAAUGAACUGUUUGCCCUCGGUCUUGCACAGUGCUCCAACGUAAUGAAUGUUGGUACCAUCCUAAGUGCCAUUAUCAGCCAUCUGCAGACCAGCUUACAGGAAGAGAAGCUGUCUCCGGAUCGAGUAAAACUUGUGAUGGAGCACAUCUGGAGGAUGCAGGAGUUCUGUAACAGCAUGAUCAAGCUGUCCCCAGACUCUUAUGAAUAUGCCUACCUCAAAGCCGUUGUUCUCUUUAGUCCGGAUCACCCGGGCAUAGAUAAUACUCCACAGAUAGAGCGGUUUCAGGAGAAGGCCUACAUGGAGCUGCAGGACUAUGUAACCAGGACCUACCCAGAAGACUCUUAUCGGUUGUCCAAGCUGCUCCUGCGUCUUCCCGCCCUCAGGCUUAUAAGCGCAGCCGUCACAGAGGAGCUGUUUUUCGCUGGUCUCAUUGGAAACGUGCAGAUCGACAGCAUCAUCCCUUACAUCCUCAAAAUGGAGUCGACAGAUUAUAACAGCCAGGCAGUCCCCGGGGUCUGACACUGUGCUAUUUCUUAUCGCAACUUUGGACUGCGAAAAACUCGAAAGCCAACCAACCCGAGUGCUCCACAGCAAGAUCACCAAGUGGUCAUAACCUUUUUUAUUUAUGAUACAGCAUCCCUUGGGAAACCUGUUGUCACUCUUCUCUUGCUCCCACUUCUGACUCCUUAGUAACCAGUCAGUGAAAAACUCACAAACAGGACAAAUAAAACCUCCUCCAGUGGCCAACGAGCCGGACAAUACAUGCCCAUUCAGGAAUGAACCUUUGAAGCCUGCAUAGUAGAUUGCGCUUUCUAUUGUACAUAGUGUUUUAUCCUUCAUCGCCUCCAAGCCUUUCCUUUUUCUGCGGAUCGUAAGAAACAGGAUUAUUUGGUUUUCACUGCUUUACUACAUGGUCAUGCCUUUUUUUAUUUUCUUAAUAUUAUGAGAAAACUUGUCAACGUGAAAUGAUAUGUGAGAUGUUAUUGCAAAAAGGUUCUAACCUUUAUUCCUUAUGUGUUUGCCAAUCCAAAGGAUCGGGCAGCAUCAACGCGUUAAAUAUUUGACAUGCAGAUCUGAAGUAAUCAUGUAUAUAGAUAUUGUGUAUAUAGAAUGAACCAGGAAUGCUACAAUGGGCAGCACUCUGUAAUUUAUGAAUUCCAUGUUUUGGAUGAAGUAAUGCAGCUGAAAAAUGAUGGUCAAGUCAUUUAAAAAUAAAAAAAACUUGUUUAAAAAAA